Molecule: messenger RNA, 1047 nt
Organism: Pochonia chlamydosporia 170
Lineage: Eukaryota; Fungi; Ascomycota; Sordariomycetes; Hypocreales; Clavicipitaceae
Product: beta-eliminating lyase
Exons: 1
Coding region: 1-1047 (348 amino acids)
Biological process (GO): glycine biosynthetic process; L-threonine catabolic process
Cellular component (GO): cytosol
Molecular function (GO): L-allo-threonine aldolase activity
Source: RefSeq, a predicted model, not a curated record
AUGCUAGAUGCCAUAGCAAAAGCAACACUGAAUGACGAUGUGUAUAACGAAGACGAAACAACUUCAAAAUUCGAGAAAGAAAUUGCACACCGUUGCGGCCACGAGGCGGCCGCCUUCGUCAUAACAGGCACAAUGGCAAACCAGCUCGCCAUCAGAUCAGUACUCGCUCAACCACCUUAUUCAAUUUUGACAGAUGCCCACUCGCACCUCAUCCAUUGGGAAUCAGGCGGCGUAGCUCAUUUAAGCGGUGCAAUGAUCCAGGCCAUAAUACCACAAAACGGCAAACAUCUCACCGUUCACGAUGCCAUCAAACACGCCAUUAUUACAGACGACGUACACAAAGCCCCCACUCGACUAAUAAGUAUUGAAAACACAACAUCCGGUUCAAUAAUACCACUACAAGAAUUACGCCUCCUCAAAGAGUGGGCAAGUGACAAUGGGAUCGCCGUACAUAUUGACGGCGCCAGGCUCUGGGAAGCAGUAGCAGCUACGGGUCACCAGCUCAUAGACUUUGCGCAAUGCUGCGAUGUGCUCACAUUAGAUUUCAGCAAAAAUCUGGGAGCUCCAAUGGGGGCCAUGGUUCUUGGAGACGCCGGACUAAUUCGACGAUUAAAACGAAUUCGAAAGAGCAUCGGCGGAGGCAUGCGGCAGGCCGGUGUUCUAGCCGCAGCAGCUCGGGAGGCAGUUUUGGAGAAUUUCGGGCCCGGACAGACAGACGUAAGAGGUGUGCUCAAGGCGAGCCAUGUUCUCGCGAGGCGGGUAGGUAGCAUGUGGACAGAGAGGGGAGGUAAUAUAUCAAGGGAAAUAGAGACCAAUAUGGUAUGGCUGGAUCUGGGAGCUUCUGGUGUCGACACAAAGCGUUGGAACGAAAUUGGAAGACGGCAUGGUAUUAAGUUGGACGGUAAAAGGGUCGUAUUGCAUCAUCAGAUUUGCGAUGAUGCUGUGCUUCGUUUGGGUAAAGUAAUGGACGAGUGUCUACAAAGAGCAAGGAACACGGGAAAUCCCAAUGGCAGUCAUAGACGAGCACAUAUGCAAGCCAGGCUCUAG